Molecule: messenger RNA, 6677 nt
Organism: Anopheles gambiae (African malaria mosquito)
Lineage: Eukaryota; Metazoa; Arthropoda; Insecta; Diptera; Culicidae
Exons: 2
Coding region: 4957-6186 (409 amino acids)
Source: RefSeq, a predicted model, not a curated record
UCAAUGGCUAGUAAGACAAUAUGCAUGUUUAAUUACCACAUAUUUUCAAAAAAAAAUACACAACUAAAUAUCGAACAUACUUACCAAGUGUUUGUUUACUGGUUUUUGAUUAAAAUUAUAGGCUCCUCGACCCAAAACACUUUUGAUGAUGAUGAUGAUGAUGAUAAGUCCCACCUCUUACCCCAACACAGGUUUGAGAAGGACGGAAGUAUCUUUACGAUAAUAUUACUCUUAGGUAGUUUUUGAAUAAAAUAAAAAUUUACGAGCAAGUGGUGGCAUCGGACGUCAUUCAAAAGAAAUCACCAAGUCAUACACACACCCAAAACGACCAACGUAGUUUCAUCAAGAAAAAACGGGUCAACUCCAUCGAACACAUCAGGACAUAACUGCGACAUGCAUAUGGCCAGUUCCACUGGUGCCACACCGGCUCCAGGGCACUACCUUCCGAAGCAGCAGAACCUAAUGUAUUGGAAAUUAUCAGGACACACUGCAACAUGCAUAUGGCCAGUUCCGCUGGUACCAACGAUGGCACCAGGGCACUACCUUCCGAUGCAGGAGAACCUAAUGUAUCUGGAAUUGGCCACUUACAAUCAUCAAUGAGUGAAUCUCGCUGUGACCUCCCAGACAUGCAGACAGCAAGCUCUCCCAAACUAAAUCCGAUUGUCCACUUGUACGCGCGCGUGUCUCAAACUUAUGUUGUCUCUUUCUUAUAUAUUUUUUCUAAUUUGAUUUCAUAUAUCAAGAAAAAUCUUAUCAUCAUCAUCAAGCUCAUGAUGACAAGUGCAGUUGUACAUAACAUAGUGACAUAGGACUUCUACACAAAUAUGACAUUACACAGUUUGUUUAACAUAUGCCGCACACCUACGUUUGAAGUCUGGCAAGUUACUCGCAUUCUUGAUUUCUCCGGGUAAUCUGUUGUAUAAUUGAAUCCCCUUGAAAAACAAAGAGUUUCUGGCACCAUGUGAAAUUAAGUUGGAAACCCUCGGCUCAUUUGCUCUGCGUGUACAGUGCCGAUGAACAUCAGAUCCUCGAACAAUGCGUUCCCCUAAAUACCCUGGCAAAAGGCCCCCCAAAAGUUUAAAUAUAAAGGUCAUGGUUUGAUACACAAUCCUCUGCUCAUCCUCGUUUCGAGUUAGAAACUGGACCAAUUGCUCCUUAACCACCAAUUCCAGCACCUUUUCGAGUACAAGCAACAUAUUGAUGGGACGAAACUCUUCCGGACUGGCAGCUCCGCUCACUUUAGGAAUAGGUAUUACCAAUGAUUCCUUCCAAGUCUCCGGAAAAAUACCCUCCUCCAGGGACUGAUUGAUCACUAUAAGAAGAGACUCUCCUACCACAUGGAAGCAAUCCUGAAUAGUAUUACAGUUAAAAUUCCCUAUGCCCGCUGUUUUGGACAAACUGAAACAAAUAGUUUUUAAUUUCUCUUUUGUUAUUUUCUGAAAUUUGAAUUGGUUUCCUGGAGCAUCAUUACAAAACAAAGAAUCGGGCGCUCUGGCAUCAGCAAUGUUUUGAUUUAUAUCUAAAACACUGUUUACAAAAAAACAAAUUGAAUUUCUGGCAUAUUAUUGAAUCUUCCGAUUCUACCAACCCAUAAAACUUUACAACAGAAACGCGUGAUUCCUCUGGCCUUAGUAAACUUUUAAGCACUUUCCACAACUCCUUGCUAUUUCCUUUAUGCUUAGAUAUCUCACCACUAAAGUAAUUUCUACGAGUAGUUUUGAGAUUCCUGCUGUAUGUAUUCCUUAGUCUAGUGUAUUCAGUCCAAUCGUAGCCUGAGUUUGAUCUAAUAAAAUGUUGGUAUGCUUCGUCUCUUUUCCGUUUCGCACGGCUAAGUUCCAAAGUAUACCAGCUACUAGUCUCUCUUGACAAGAUUGUCUUCUCUUCAACCAAGGUGCCCAUAGCUUUUUUCAAUGUGUUCCAUAACAAGUCUGCAGCUUCGUUGAAGCUCGGCGCUUCUUGCCUUAAGCCUUGUGACACAUGAUUGCAAAGAGCAAAUUUCGAGUACCUAUUCCAGCAUUUAAAUUUUUGUUGAAUCGUUUCCGAUAUUUUUAAUAACGGAUCAGUAGUGACCUUGAUUGAGUCUGUGCUACUGUAAACCUGAUCGAUCAAUGUUCUGCUCUGCCUAGCAAUUCGUGUGAAUUCGUUAACUUUUUGUUUCAUGUUUACUGAAUCCAUUAAGCUUUUCAACUUCGCAGAUUUUUCAACAUUUAACCAGUCAAUAUUGAAAUCACCGACGAUAAUGUUAAGUUUGCUAAAAUUCAAGAACCUAUCUAACCAUUCUUCCAAAAUGUCAACAAACCUUGAGUUACUUGCACUUGGCGAAUGAUACAAUAUCCCGUAAUUGCCUGCUGUCAUUCCCUUAGAAACUGCAACACCAAGAAACCAAUUACCCUCCAAUGAUUCAUUAAAAAUCACCUUUAGGACAAUUUCGCUCCUGGCAUAAACAGCUACACCUCCUGUAUGACGUGAGUGGGACAAACACGACACAACCCUAUAACCAUUAAUAUGAAACUGCUGAAAUGUUUCUUCCUCAAUCACAUGAGUUUCAGAGAUUAAGACCAGCAACGGUUGAAAUUUCUCUACUGUCUCACGAAACAUGGCGUAGUUGGACGAAAGAACGGCUACAUUGAAAUAUAAAAUCUCUCUGAACCGUCCUAACUCCUCCCCUACCUGCUAUUGAGAAAGAUUAAUUAAUCAGUAAAGAUUAAUCACCCUCGACAACGCAGUGACGCUGUCGACCGAGAUACUUCACGCGUGUUUUACAUUCACAAAACAAUAAUACAAAUACUAAACAAUGAUACCGCAGGUAGCACUAACAUUAAGUACAAGAAGAACAAAACAAAAUAACACUUAGCUCUCUAUUUCACAAGUUUUCACAGUUCAUAAACGGGAGCUACACAUUCACAGGACUGCACUUGUCACCAUUCACCUCAAGAAAAAGUGAAAAAUAAAAAAAUUUAAGUGAAAAAGUGAAAUUUUGAAAAAUAAAUUAUACCAGCCUCUAGCUUCGACCCGCCGCCGCUAGAUGGCGUACGCGUUCACAAAAAUUACACUCAGGAGUACGAUCAAUGUAGCCCGGCCGUAAGCUUUUUAUUAUUUAAAAGCAACAGCCAAUUUAUACGAAUAUUACAUAGUAAAAAGAACCGAUCUUCCAAGAAGAAAAGAUCUUCCAAGUAUUCCUCGUGCAUUGCCGAAUAAUCAGGAUAUUCAGCAAUAAGCUGAAUAAUUCUGUUUUCAAUUAUUCCCCUGUCUUGAGGAUUUUUUCUAUCUAAUAAUGUUCUUGUAUAAUUUUCAAACGUUCCUUUUUUACGACGAGUAAUGUGGUAUUUCAUUACUUCAGUUGUUAAAUCAAUAGCCUCAUUCAAUUUGCUGUUUUCUUCAUAGAGGGCAUAUCUUGACGCUCUUGAUAUCUUGCAACGCUUGGUCCCUCGAUUUGUAAUCGUGUCAGGUGUUUCAUUUUCAUAUGAACUUCUAAACGAUAUUUCUCCCUUCAAGAAAAAAAAAUACAAUUCGUAUUAAUAUAUAUUAUUAGCAGCAAAGUAUAGUAAAGUAUAAAGUCAUAAUUGAAAAUUUCUUGUUUCAGCUACCAGUACGAAAACGCAUGGAAGCAAGUUAUCCUCGGAUUUCAUAAUAAAUACAACUUCCCCCAUGUAAUAGGCGCAAUAGAUGGAACAUAUGUGAGACUACGGUGUCCAUUUUUUCAACUAUAAAUGAUUUUUCAGCAUGGUGUUGCUAGCUAUAGUAGAUGCUGAAGGUCAAUUUCUUUAUGCUGAUGUUGGUGGAAAAGGAGGCGUAUCGGAUGGAGGAAUAUUGAGGAAUAGUGAACUAUACCAUAAAAUCGAAGAACGAAUUAAGUAUCCCAGAGCCUGAGAUACUUAGACUUCCAUACAAUAUUAAGAUCCCGUACACGUUUUUGGGGGACAAAGCUUUAGCUUUAUCUAAAUAUUGUAUGUGGCCAUACAGUGUCGGACAAAUCAAUAGGACCACUGAUUAAUUUAUUAUUCAAUUAUCAUAUUUCAUUACCUAAAGUGAUAUUUACCAAACUUUCAUGAAAGCACAAUUAGAAUGUUGGCUUUAAGGCCGUUUUUAAUGUUUGCAUAUAAGUUAACAAACAAAAAAAAAAUUCAAAAUACUACAAAAAUCGUGCGUCAAAAUAAUAGGACCAGUUCAGGAAAUAUUAAUAUAAUAAUCAUUUAUUAUUAGUGUUAAUUAUUAUUAACGACCGAUUCGCUCGGAAGGUGUUGUUCCCAGUAAUUAUCAAUAGAGGGCGACACGGCCCGCGUUUAGGGCGGUGGCAACGCUUUUUUGCAUGCGAUUUUAUCGGACGGUCUGUCAAAUUUUUUUAUGGAAUUUGACAGAUAACGUCGGACGACGAAAUCGCACGUCCGUCAUUAUAUGUCAAAUCCCAUAUAAAUCUCGUCCGAUAAAAUCGCAUCCGAUCAACGUUGCCACCGCCCUUAAGCCCGUGUCUGUGCUCCAUCGGAUGCGAUUUUAUCGGAAGGCCUGUCAAAAUUUUAUAAGGGAUUUGACAGAUAACGUCGGACGUGCGAUUUCGUCGUACGACGCCAAAGUGGGUAUAGGGACUAUGUGGGCUUAUAGGUUUGGCGGGAAGGCCAUAUUGGACGAACGAAUGACAGGAGGGGAUUCGAUUGUGAUACGUAGUUUUUCACCCAUACUACGACACAUCAACCAAAACAGCCAUUGGUAUUCACACGCCUACAUCAACAAAUGAUCGAAUCCCCUCCUGUCAUUUCGUUUUCAUUUUUCUACAGCACGGCUGUCAAAUUGUUCGGAAUAAGCCCACCUGUAUAAUAAACCCACUUUGGUACGACGCAAUCAAAAAUUUUUGAUUUCGUCGGACGCCGCUUCCGAUUUUAUCUGUCAAACUAAAUGUGUGGUGUUUUGUAGGAACAAUGUCAACUUAAUUUUUCAUAAUCGUUACCGUAUUAAUAGACGAUGCUAAAUCUCAGAUUGCGCAUAUAUUUUUUGAAUGCGUUGAGUUGUUUUGUUUUGGUUCCGCCACAAUUGAGCGAGUUUAUUCGUGAGCAGCUUCAUUUUCCAGCCAUGAGUGAUGAUUUAUCAAACAACGAUCAUAAUUACAACCGGCGUCUUCGGCGAAACCGUCGGUGGUGGAUGCGACCAGUUUUCUUCCGCAGAAGACAGGAUGGAAAUCGUCUGUUGGACGACAUCAAGGCCGAAAUGGUAAACGAUACGAUAAAAAAUUUUAUGCGGAUGAAACACGAAGAUUUCGAUCGUCUUUAUGUCUUGGUCGGUCCAGAAAUAAGCCGCAUGGAUACAAAUGUGCGAGAAGCGAUCACGGCCCAAGAAAGGCUUUUAAUAACAUUGCGGUAUUUGGCAACGGGGGAGACAUUUGCAAGUUUGCAAUACUUGUUUUGGAUCCCGUCCACAGCAGAAGAAUGGAAGGAGAAAUCAAAAAAGUUUGAACAAAGGUGGAAUUUUCCGCAUGCAAUUGGGUCCAUUGAUGGCAAACACGUACAAGUGGAAAAGCCUAGUAAUAGUGGAUCAGAGUAUUACAACUAUCAACAUUAUUUCAGCAUUGUAUUACUUGCGGUAGUAGAUGCCGAUUACAACUUUUUACAUGCAGAUAUUGGAGGAAAAGGUGGAAUAUCUGACGGAGGUGUGUUUAAAAACACACGCUUGUACCAGAAGCUGGAAAACAACAGUUUGAACGUUCCGGAACCUGAACCACUGCGAGUUCCAUAUGCAAUGCGAGUACCUUACUUUCUUUUAGGCGAUAAAGCGUUUGCUUUUACCAGGUACUGCAUUCGACCAUUUGGAGGCAUGCAUGCGGAAGGGACAAUUGAAAGAGUUUUCAACAAACGUCACUCUCGUGCUCGAAUGAUCGUUGAAAAUGUGUUCGGGAUUUUAGCCAACCGUUUCCGAAUUUUUAAAAGCCCGAUUCUGCUAGAGCCAGAAGAAGCUAAAACGGUUAUUAUGACAACAAUAUAUCUCCAUAAUUUUCUUCGACAGAGUGCUUCACGCAAUACAUACACUCGCCCUUCAUCUUUUGACAGGGUCGUCAAUGGGCGUUUUGUAGGAGGCGAGAGAGCUCCAACUACAAUGAGCGGACUACAAGGCAUACCCUGUCGCACGCCAAACGACUUGUUGAAUAUACGUUUACACAUUGCACAUGAUCUUAAGUAUAAUAACCAACUUAAUCAUUAAUGCAAUACAACUCUUUGUAUGUGCCAUUUAUUAAGUUGAUAAUUAGUUAUUAAAUCGUAGAAUGUGCGUAGAUUACAUGCAGUUACACAUUAUAUGUAUAAUAUGCUAACCCACAUCGUCGCUACUACACUUGUACCUAUGCAUUGUCCACCCACCAUUGUUUAGAUGAAAGAAUGGUUCAACGUGAAUCGCGCUUGGCAAGUUAUUAAGAUAAAACGAUUUAUUUGCGAUCGUUUUAUAAACACCAAACACAACACAAGUGUUUAGAAACACAAGUGUAUUGUAGGGAACACGCGUAUGAUGAAGGCUCCUGUAUUAAUGCUUGAUGAUGUUUUUUUCAAAAACGAAUUCCUUUAUGAGAAUAAUGAAACAUGAACUAGCAACAGAAGUACUAAUACAACUAUUUGUUAUACUCAUUCCACGAAAGCUUCGCGUGUUGAGCAAAAUAAAAUACCGUAUGAAAUAAAAUUUUAUAGUAACGCGCUACAGAG